GUGAAGCUGCGACACGCUGGUUUUCGGAUCAACUCGGACCCGAAUCAGUUCGUGCUUGUGGUCUUACCUGUGCAGUGUGACGUCAUGUCGGUGGUCGGGUGUGUACCUGGGCAGUUUGAUGACGUAGAGGAGAGCAGCGACCAAUCCAAGGCGUCUGCUGUCCGGACUGAGGUCAGUGAUGUCACUCUGCAGCCGCCACAUCAACAGGAGGAGGAGGAGGAGGAGGAGGAGGACUAUGAUGAUGAAGAUGAAGAUGAAGAGUGGGCAUGGCAUUCAGGAGGAAAUCUGACCAAGAGAUACAACAGGAUGUCCCUCAACUGUCAGUCCAACAGACAGAAUCCGUCCAAUAAGAAUCUGCCGUCGUCGACGCCUUCAGACAAAGCUCUGAGGAAAUACGAGCACAAGAUCAACCUGGACAAACUGAACUACGCAGACUCUGUGAUCAAUAAAGUGACGAUGAUGCAGAAACAGAAAGACGCUAACACGUACAGAGUGAAGGACAAAUCAGAUCGAGCCACAGUCGAACAGGUUUUAGAUCCUCGGACUCGGAUGAUUCUGUUUAAGAUGCUGAGUCGUGGAGCGAUCUGUGAAAUCAGCGGCUGCAUCAGCACCGGGAAGGAGGCGAACGUUUAUCACGCCAGCACAUCGGCCGGAGAACGCCGCGCCAUCAAGAUCUACAAGACGUCCAUCCUGCUGUUCAAAGACCGAGACAAAUACGUCAGUGGAGAGUUUCGGUUCCGUCACGGUUACUGCAAAGGGAACCCCAGGAAGAUGGUGAGGACCUGGGCGGAGAAGGAGAUGAGGAACCUCAUCAGGCUGCAGACGGCAGGAAUCCCGAGUCCAGAACCUCUGCUGCUCAGGAGUCACGUUCUGCUGAUGAGCUUCAUUGGAACAGACGACACGCCGGCUCCUCUGCUGAAGAACGCUUCGUUCUCGGAGUCGAAGGCUCGUGAGCUCUACCUGCAGGUUCUACAGAACAUGAGGAAGAUGUUCCAAGAAGCUCGACUCGUCCACGCCGACCUCAGCGAGUUCAACAUGCUGUACCACGACGGAGACGCUUACAUCAUCGACGUGUCGCAGUCGGUGGAACACGAUCAUCCUCACGCUCUGGAGUUCCUCAGGAAGGACUGCAGCAACGUGAACGAGUUCUUUGGGAGGCGCGGCGUGGCGGUGAUGACGGUCAGAGAGCUGUUCGACUUCAUCACCGACCUGUCCAUCACCUGGCACAACAUGGACCAGUACCUGGAGAAGGCGAUGGUGAUCGCGUCCGAGCGGACGUGCGACCAGCGCUCGGAUCAGGACCGAGUCAACGAGGAGGUGUUUAAGAACACGUUCAUCCCGCGCACGCUGACGGACGUGAGUCACUACGAGCGAGACGUGGAGCUGAUGAGGGCGACGGAGGACGAGUCGGGGGUCAGCCAUCACCACAACAUCUUGUAUCAGACGCUCACUGGACUGAAGAAGGAUCUGUCAGGAGUUCAGACGGUUCCUGCUCUCCUGGAGGACAAGCAUUCAUCAUCAUCAUCAUCCUCCUCUUCUUCUUCUGAUGAGGAGGAGGAGAAGGCGGAGGAGGAGGAGGAGGAGGAGACAGCUGGCCAGGAGAAGAAGGAGGAAACUCCGAUGGACAAAAAGGAGAAGAAGAAGACGGUGAAAGAAGCUCAGAGAGAAAAAAGAAAAAACAAGGUCCCUAAACACGUGAAGAAGAGGAAGGAGAAGGUCACCAAGAUGAAGCAUAGCAGAUGAAUUCCUGUGUGUCAACACGACAACUCUCCCAACACACACGCCAAUCACAGCUCGACUCUCUCUCAGCUCGACGCCCACUUCCUCAGCCGAACGCUCUGGAAGAAGCUGCGGCUCUGAUUGGUUUAACCACGAGCUGAUGACAUCACCACCUGCAGCAGGUGUGAACCUGCUCCUCAGUCGGUCGCCAUCACACACAACUGAUUAAACAUCCAUAACUUUGAAUCAGAUUUUUCUUCUGCUGCUGAUGUCGUCAUAACGACAUCGUGACUCUACGAACCACGUUACGUUAGGAAGGCGUGUCCAGUGUGGGGGUGGAGCCACAGAAGCUGUGUUCACAAAUCUGACUGACUCUGGGUCAAAGGUCAUAGAAAGAAUCUGCAACGUAAACAUGAAAUAAAACGUUUUGUUCUUGUGAUUCUGACUUUUUAUCAGAAA
Molecule: messenger RNA, 2178 nt
Organism: Limanda limanda (common dab)
Lineage: Eukaryota; Metazoa; Chordata; Actinopteri; Pleuronectiformes; Pleuronectidae
Gene: riok1
Product: RIO kinase 1 (yeast)
Exons: 17
Coding region: 85-1743 (552 amino acids)
Biological process (GO): maturation of SSU-rRNA
Cellular component (GO): preribosome, small subunit precursor; cytosol
Molecular function (GO): ATP binding; protein serine/threonine kinase activity
Source: RefSeq, a predicted model, not a curated record